AUGCUUCCCACAAGGUGCGAUUCCGAUACUACCACGUCCAAUUGGCGCGUCCAAGACAGCCCGCCGCUUUUCCCCGAGCACCACACCGUUCCAGUACUGAGGGCAGCCCAGGGCGGCAAGGCCAACAUUACCGGCUUCAGCAUGCGCGCCUUCAAGGAGGCCGCCGGCAGUGCCCGCUACGACCCUUGGGAGAGAGCCGAUGCUUGGAGAACCCAGGGCCCUUUUACCCGCUGGAACCGCUUCCGCAAUACCCUCCCGGGUCUCGGCACGGCGACGGUGCUGUUCGCUGGCUACUGCACAUACGAGCACUUUUUCAUGCACGACGAGCACCACCACGGCGAGGAGGCGGCGCACCAUUAA
Molecule: messenger RNA, 360 nt
Organism: Cordyceps militaris CM01
Lineage: Eukaryota; Fungi; Ascomycota; Sordariomycetes; Hypocreales; Cordycipitaceae
Product: NADH-ubiquinone oxidoreductase B12 subunit, putative
Exons: 3
Coding region: 1-360 (119 amino acids)
Biological process (GO): electron transport chain; mitochondrial respiratory chain complex I assembly
Cellular component (GO): mitochondrion
Source: RefSeq, a predicted model, not a curated record